GGGCCCCUUGCUCUCCUCUUGCCACAACCUCCCUCUGCCCUCAAAGUCCCCUCUUCUCCCCCUUCCAGGCUCUCACGCUCCAGGAAUGGGAUGUGGCUAAGGAAUAAGAUUGUCAUGGUAUGACGUGGGUAGCGGCCACUUCACAGAUAAAGUUUGCCCAGGGCAGGGAAACCUCAAGUUGGGUCCUCAUAAGAUGAUUAAGAAUUCCACAGAGCAGCCAGGUGUGGUGGCACAGCCAUGGGAUCCCAGCUGCCUGGGAGGCUGAGGCAGGAGGAUGGCCUUCAUGGAUAACGGCACCUUUGAUUACCCCUACGACUACCCGGAGGGCACCCUGAACCCUGACACACCUGUGGACAACACUUCCUAUAACCUGCGACCUACGGACAUCAUAGCUUUGGUCAUCUUUUUGGCGGUCUUCCUAGUGGGUGUGCCGGGCAAUGCCCUGGUGGUCUGGGUGACAGCAUUCGAGGCCAAGCGAACCAUCAACGCCAUCUGGUUUCUGAACUUGGCAGUGGCUGACCUCCUCUCCUGCCUGGCACUGCCGGUCUUGUUUGCAUCUGUCAUACUGCAAAGCAACUGGCCCUUCGGGGAGGCGGCCUGCCGGAUCCUGCCGUCCCUCAUCCUGCUCAACAUGUACGCCAGCAUCCUGCUCCUGGCCACCAUCAGCGCAGAUCGCUUCUUGCUGGUGUUCAAUCCCAUCUGGUGCCAGAACUUCCGCGGGGCGGGCUUGGCCUGGAUCGCCUGCGGCGUGGCCUGGGGCUUGGCCCUGCUCCUGACCAUUCCCUCCUUUCUGUACCGCACGCUGCACGAGGAGCAUUUCCCACACAGGAUCAUAUGUGGCGUGGACUACGGGAGCAACGGCCGGCGCAAGGAGAGGGCCGUGGCCAUCGUGCGCCUGGUGGUGGGCUUUCUGUGGCCGCUCUGCACCCUCAAUAUCUGCUACACCUUCCUCCUGAUCCGCACGUGGAGACGCAAGGCCACGCGCUCCACCAAGACGCUCAAGGUGGUGGUGGCCGUGGUGACCAGCUUCUUCAUCUUCUGGCUGCCCUACCAGGUGACAGGGAUGAUAAUGGCUUUGUACCCCAGUUCCUCGUCCAUCUUCCUGCGGGUGCGCAAGCUGGACUCCCUGUGCGUCUCUGUCGCCUAUCUUAACUGCUGUAUCAACCCCAUCAUUUAUGUGGUGGCGGGCAGUGGCUUCCAGGGCCGCCUGCGCAGGUCCCUCCCCAGCAUUCUCCGCAACGCUUUGACCGAGGAAUCCCAGUGCCGGGAGAGCAAGUCUUUCACGCGCUCCACCAUGGACACCCCGUCCCAGAAGACCCAAACGGUGUAAGGGGGGGGGAUUCCUCUGCCACUACGCACCCCAGGGUCCCCCUUCCUUGACAGCCAUUAUUUUUCUGCUUUUUUUUUUUUUUGGUACCAGGGAUUGAACCCAGGGACACUCUACCACUGAGCCCCACCUCCAGUCCUUUUUAUUAUUAUUUUUUAUUUUGACACAGGAUCUCCCUAAGUGGCUUAGGGCCUCCCUGAGUUGCUGAGGCUGGCCUGGAACUUGAGAUCCUAGUGCCUCAGCCUCCUGAGCUGCUGGAAAUUUGCGAGUUCACUUAAAUAAAAGCUUUAAGUUAACCUGCUAUAUAAUUGGAGCACUUUUAAAAAGUAGUAAGUGAAAAGAUGUCAUGUGGUUGUGGCGAAAUGGAGGAGGAAGACUGAGAUGGGCAGACACACCUCCAGUGGUUAUCUCCCGGAAGUGGAGUAAUAGAAGAAUGUGACUUUUUUGCUUUAAAACCUGCUGUUUUUUUUUUUUUUUUUUUGGUGUGUGUGUGUGUGUGUGGGGGGGGGUGUUGGGCAUGGAACCCAAGGCCUUGUGUAUACUAGGCAGGUGUUCUCCACUGAGCCACACCUCCAGCCCUACACUUUCUUUUUCUGUUGACUUCUGUUUUUUAGGUGUUGAUGGACCUUUAUUUUACUCAUAUAUUUAUAUGUGGUGCUGAGAUUCGAACCCAGUGCCUCACACAUGCUAGGCAAGUGCUCUACUCCUGACCCACAACCCCAGCCCCUUCUGUGGACUUUUUAUUGCAGAUUCAAUGUUAUAAGAAAUAGGAGAGAGGGAGCCUGUGGUUCUUCACAUCGGAAUGUCGAGCUUGACACAGCCAAGGGUCCAGGGACAUCCCCAUCACCACCGGGAACCCUUCAGUGGUCGUGCCCACCCACCUCCCCAUCCCCAGCCUUGUCCGAACCCCAGACAACAGCCAGUCCACCCUCCAUGCCUGCAAUCUUGUCAUUUCAAGAACCGUUUUCAAUAGAAUCCUACUCUGUCUAACCCUGCAAGCUUUUUAAAAGCAGCCUGCAUGACUUGUGUGAUCAAAUAAAGAAUGGAUAUGGAAA
Messenger RNA from Marmota monax (woodchuck), 2382 nucleotides. It is a transcript of the gene C5ar1, whose product is annotated as complement C5a receptor 1. Gene Ontology annotation, molecular function: complement component C5a receptor activity; G protein-coupled receptor activity. NCBI's taxonomy places the organism in Eukaryota, Metazoa, Chordata, Mammalia, Rodentia, Sciuridae. Gene Ontology annotation, cellular component: plasma membrane. Bases 275 to 1330 code for a protein of 351 amino acids. The record is from RefSeq and is a predicted model, not a curated record. Gene Ontology annotation, biological process: chemotaxis; positive regulation of cytosolic calcium ion concentration; inflammatory response. The transcript is spliced from 2 exons.